Chara braunii is the source of this 2724-nucleotide messenger RNA. The record is from the annotation of a GenBank genome assembly. NCBI's taxonomy places the organism in Eukaryota, Viridiplantae, Streptophyta, Charophyceae, Charales, Characeae.
GUCUCACUGUUGGUCACCCCGAAUAGACUUUCGGAGGAUAUUACCGAGAGUUUUAUUGGGGCCCUCAGUCUGACCAUUCGUCUGAGGGUCGUAGGACGAUGAGAAGCGGAGCUGGGAUCCAUGCAUCUUGUGUAUGUGUCGCCAGAAUGUGCUGGUAAAACGCGGGUCACGGUCGGAGAUGAUGCUCUGAGGUCAGUCGUGAUCUCUCACGACUCGGUCGAAAACGAUGUUGGCGACCUCACGAGCGCUAAUGCGAUAGCGGCACAGGACAAAACGUGCAUGCUUCGUGAAGCGAUCGACAACAACCAAGAUAGCAUCAUGACAGAGCUCAGUGGGUGGAAGAAGGGGACCAACGAAAUCCAUCGAGAUGGAUUGCCAACGACCCUUAGGUCAAAAAUCUACAACAACAAACCAUGGGCUCUGGAUUGGGUUGGUGGUCUGCAUAGGCCUGGGUGUGGGGCCGUCGUUUUCUUGAACGACGACAAUGGUGCGACGUGGUACUGCUGUGGGGGUGUUGAGAAAUCUGAGAGCGCCAGGAAUACCUACGACGGGAGGACGUUCAACACCUUCUUUCUUACAUCAGUUUUCGACAAGGAUGGGACAAAUUGGGUCAAGGAAGACAAGAAGGUCGGCCUUGACUUGCGGCUCUUUCAAGGCUACAGCGUGAAGGCUUUCUCCAUGAAAGCGUUUGACGUGCGCGGGGACGGCACCGAGCUUCGCAUGCUGACUGCGGAACAGUUCCUCAGUAGAACGAACGGCUACCGCGUCACUGGCUGCCUUCUUGUCGUUGAAAGUUCCUUGGAGCUCACCAAACCCUUGGCGAAAUUCAGCAGCCCAGCGGACCAACUGCCAGGCGUUGUUAAGGAGUACAGGGAAGCCUUCUCGAGGCUGCCUCUGGACCAACAAGCUGACUGCGCUUUCGUGCCCUUUGUCACGAGCUCGCGGAAAUCGCGACAGAUGCCAUCCGCGCCGGUUGGGAAGAGAAAACAGUUGGCUGCUUGUCCAGCUCCGCCUUUGCCAGCAGCGUCGCCCUCGUCCUUGCCCACGGUGAGGGGAGGUCACAAUAUCGCCCAAUGUUCCAGCGAGGCUACGGAGUACGAUGACAGAAAUCUGUACGGACAUAAUGCUGCGCGUGACGGUGCCCAGGAACGUGCGACUGCCCUCACUGAGCGAAACGAGGAGGAAGAAGAUAGGGGAAGCUGCGGUCCACGUGAAGACGACGGUGAUGACGAGUAUAUGGACGUUGGGGAUGAGAACAUGCAGGACCAAAACAUGCUUGGCGAUGACGACGUCGGUGUCACGUUGGAGCAUGGCCCUGGCAACAUCCCCACCGGUUUUGUGGGAGCGGUUGUUGGUCGGCCCUUGUCGUCCCCUGCGAUAUGGCAUUCACAAGGUGGGAGUCAGGGUGGGCAUGACUUGCAGGAGCACGGAGGAUCAAAGUCGAGGAAAAGGACAAGGGGGGAAGAUCUGGCGGUCGUGGCGGCGGCUGUGGUGGCGCAAGAAAAGACUCGAGGGUAUUUCAAUGUCUCCGCCUUCGACAACACGCGCGAAAAUCGGGUCAUGAUGUUGUCCUUCGAGGAUGUUGUCCGUGAUAUGAUGCAAUGGUGGAUCGAUAACCAUCGAAUCGAGGGCCCGAAAGGCAAGGUCAGCGAUAAGGAUGUGGUCGUUGUUGCGCACCAAAAGAAGUGGCAGAAUUUCUUAAGGGCCUCCAUGGGGAAGGCAUGCGACAAGGCGUUCGUGAAGCAGGCGCUCGAGAAUGAGUACAGUAAGGAUCGGAGCAAUAAACUUCGUGGCUACAUGAACCUCGCCACAUCCACCGAGGUUGUGUGGCCACUGGUCGAGAAGUCCUUCGAGAUGUUCAACGAGGGGAAGCUAUCAGUUGGCAAUGGUAAAAUACCGCUUGACAUGCCGGGACGGCUUGACGGGAAAUAUAUAUACAGGAAAGCAAAGGCAACAGAGACCCUCAAACAUUAUCACGGUGCUCUCACUGGCGCCUUUGAGACUUUUGUUGCUCGAUGCGAGAUCUUCAAGUUCGAUCUUCGCAAAGAUAAAUUGACGUCCAAGGACUACGCGGAGCUCGCGAAAUCGGGCGAUGGCUUUAACCCCGUCGACAGCGAGGAAGAUUCUUCGGACUCCGACCUCGAACUGGGCGAGGACACAUGUGCUGAGGUUCCGCGCGGUGGAAUGGUGCAAGCUCACGAUGACGGAACUGUCCAUUCGCACGGAGGGUCCAUCUCGGUGGCCGCCCCAAGCGUCGCCUCAAUGGUGGCCCCGUCGAAGAGUGCUGCAUUACAAGACAUUGGAAGAUGUGGUGGCAAUGAAGAAGACAACAUUGAGAUACUAGGCGAGGCGUCGACGCUCGCACCAGGCGAUGCAAUUCCUUCAGCCUACUGUGCUGACCCGGACACGAUAUAUUUCUUGGAGGGCAAACACACCCACACAGGCGAGGAUCAGUGGGGCCAUGACAUCAUAUGGCAUGAGGGCGUUUUACAGCCGUGCAUCCAAGAUGGGGAGUGGAAGAUGGCGGUGAAAUACACAAGCGGUUGGAAGACUUUUCGCCGGAUGUCAAAGGACAUCUGGUACGGAACUCGCGAUCCUGCAUCGCGUGCGCGUCGAGAAUCCAGAGCAGAGCUAGGCCGCCAUCAAAGCCAAGGCCGAAGAAUUGUUUCAUGUCUUGCGUGACAAUCGACAACUGGAGUACAGCAACAAAUUUCAUGCCCUGCG